Messenger RNA from Serinus canaria (Common canary), 2343 nucleotides. RefSeq names its product vitamin D 25-hydroxylase. Bases 1220 to 1876 code for a protein of 218 amino acids. Gene Ontology annotation, biological process: xenobiotic metabolic process. Gene Ontology annotation, cellular component: intracellular membrane-bounded organelle; cytoplasm. Lineage: Eukaryota; Metazoa; Chordata; Aves; Passeriformes; Fringillidae. The record is from RefSeq and is a predicted model, not a curated record. The transcript is spliced from 4 exons. Gene Ontology annotation, molecular function: oxidoreductase activity, acting on paired donors, with incorporation or reduction of molecular oxygen, reduced flavin or flavoprotein as one donor, and incorporation of one atom of oxygen; iron ion binding; heme binding.
ACAGCAUAUUAGGAUUUGGGGGACUCGGAAAAAUACAAUCGAAGGCUGUUUAAAAAAAAAUCAUGUAUGCUAUUGGAAUAAAGAUCAAUAAGUUAGACCAAGGUGAACAAAACUCACAGAUGGUUUGCAGAAAUAUACCAGGAGUGUCUUCUUGACACAUAAAAAAGAAGAGCCAUUAUAACAGUGAAAGUACCAAAACAGACUCAUAGAAUCAUUUAGGUUGGAAAAGGCCCUUAAGAUCAUCGAGUCCAACUGUUAACCCAGCAUUGCCAAGUCUGCCACUAAACCAUGUCCCCAGAUGCCACAUCUACACAGCUUUUAAAUGCCUCUAGGGAUGACAACUUCACCACUUCCCUGGGCAGGCUGUUCCAGUGCCUGGCAACCCUUUGGGUGACAACCCAGUUGUCACAGAAUGUAUAAUUAGGCUAACAUAAUUUCAUAUUGUGGAGGUCACCAGCCUUGAUGUGGAGAAAAAUCUAAAGAUCUGUAAUGGUAAAAACACAGAAUGUAUGGAAAGGGAUCUAAGGAUUCAAUCUUAAGUUUAGGCUCAGUUUUAAUUUUUAAAAUGUAGAUUCAAAUUUGAUUUUUUUUUAUUCUCUAUGUGCCCUCUGCAGGCUCUAUUGUACCUUUCUCCAAAGCACCUUGUGCUAACCACUUGUGGAAAGAGAAGCUGGGCCUAGCUGGGCUCUGCUCUCAGUUGUUGGCUGUCACCUUGGCUCUCACUCCUCUCUAGGGACUACAUGAAGGUGUCCCCAGUCCUUAAUUUGGAGGGCUGGUUUCUUUAGCAAAGCACAGGAUGUAGUGUGGGCUAAUUAAUUUUAUCUUUUAACAAAGCAAAUGAGCUUUGUUCAAAGCUCACAGACUCUCCUGUGUAGUGCCACAGCUGUCCCACCUCUGGCCACCUGUGUGCCAGGUUAUCCCACUCUGCACUUCCCACUGACGUUUAGCAUCAUUUCACUUUUUCAUUCCCUGUUCCAGAUUGGGUUGUAAUAGCACUUGACACUUUUUAUUGCUUUUUUUGCCCCCCAAAGAUCUUCAGCCUUGACCUUGGGGGAAUAUCAGCCGUUGUGCUGAAUGGCUACGAUGCAGUGAAGGAAUGCCUUGUCCAUCAAAGUGAAAUUUUUGCAGACAGGCCAUCUCUUCCCUUGUUCAAGAAACUGACAAACAUGGGAGGAAGCCUCAGUCACCUCGACAUUUCGUAGAUGCAUAUUUAGAUGAGAUGGAUUGCAAUGGAAACGACCCAGGAUCUACAUAUUCAAGAGAAAAUUUAAUUUUCUCCGUUGGAGAACUCAUCAUAGCUGGGACAGAAACCACUACAAAUGUUUUAAGAUGGGCAGUGUUAUUUAUGGCUCUUUACCCAAACAUUCAAGGGCAAGUUCAGAAAGAAAUUGAUCUUGUCAUUGGCCCAAACAAAAUGCCCACCUUGGAAGAGAAGUGCAAGAUGCCCUACACGGAGGCUGUUCUGCACGAGGUGCUGAGGUUCUGUAACAUAGCCCCACUGGGGAUUUUCCAUGCCACUUCCAAAGACACUGUUGUGCGUGGCUACACCAUUCCUGGAGGCACCACAGUCAUCACCAACCUCUACUCUGUCCACUUUGAUGAAAAAUACUGGAGCAAUCCAGAAGUGUUUUUUCCUGAGAGGUUUUUGGACAGCAGUGGGCAGUUUGUCAAGAAAGAUGCGUUCAUUCCUUUUUCCCUAGGAAGAAGACAUUGCCUUGGAGAACAGCUGGCUCGAAUGGAAAUGUUUAUUUUCUUCACCUCGUUGCUCCAACGGUUCCACCUGCAUUUCCCUCAUGGAGUGAUCCCAGAGCUGAAGCCCAGGCUGGGGAUGACCCUGCAGCCCCAGCCGUACCUGGUCUGCGCCGAAAGGCGGUGAAGGGCAGGGCUGGGCUGGCCAGGUGCAGCACAGUGCUCCAAGCUGCAGCUCAGCACACACUUUGCCUUCCAUGCCUAAACGUGUUCAAGCCAGAAAAACAAAAAUUUAAAGGACUGAUAGUUUUUUUUUUAACUUGGAUUUCACAGGAAAAAAAGAAAUGGAACCCAAGGUGUGGAACACAUCCUGAUGUUUUCACUCCAGAAGACUGUGUUGACUCCAACUUCUGAUACAGUUUUUAAAUAUUUCAUUACUUAGCAAGCCAUUUUACUUUGAGAGGGUAUUUUCAUAAGCAUGGAGAGUAUGGUUCAAUAUGUUUAUGCUUGAAUUCAUCCAUGGAAAUAUCAUUUACAUAAUUCCAGCUAAGCCAUCCUUUAUAAUUACCCAUUAAAUUUUCAUAGCUAAAGGGACAUUAAAAAGUAUCUAUUUAAAUAUCUGUAACCAAUAAACUAUAUUUUCUAUAAACUAUA